Candoia aspera is the source of this 1237-nucleotide messenger RNA. It is a transcript of the gene MACROD1, whose product is annotated as mono-ADP ribosylhydrolase 1. The transcript is spliced from 11 exons. Bases 109 to 1038 code for a protein of 309 amino acids. Gene Ontology annotation, molecular function: ADP-ribosylglutamate-[protein] hydrolase activity. Gene Ontology annotation, biological process: purine nucleoside metabolic process; DNA damage response; peptidyl-glutamate ADP-deribosylation. Gene Ontology annotation, cellular component: nucleoplasm. The record is from RefSeq and is a predicted model, not a curated record. NCBI's taxonomy places the organism in Eukaryota, Metazoa, Chordata, Lepidosauria, Squamata, Candoiidae.
CCUGCCCAAAUACCAGGUGUUAUAGAUAUAUAAGGGAGAAGAAUCCCGCCGGCCCCUCCGGGGACCAACCAGAGGGGUCUGCUGGAGCCUCUCCUUGGCUGUGCCACCAUGCCAGGCAGUGUUCUCUCCCUCCGGAAGCGGAGGCUGCUUGGCACUCUUGGGAGGCUCUGGGGCAGCUGCCCCGUCGCUGUCCGGGGGGGAGGAAGGCAGGGGGACGGCGCCAGGGCCCCCUUUGGCAAAGGUGCCAGCCAGUGGGUGUUUGCACAGGGCAUCCGGAGCUGGGCUGUAGCCCCCCCGUUGGCCAUGGCUGCUAAGGUGGAUUUGACCACGUCCACCGACUGGAGGGAGGCUAAAUCAUUUCUGAAAGGAUUGAACAACAAACAGCGGCGUGAACAUUACUUCACCAGGGAUUUCAUCAAACUGAAGCAGAUACCAACUUGGAAAGAAAUGGCCAAAAGUGCCCGGAUCCACCAGCCCGAAGAAACUAUUUACCCCAAAGAUAAUAAUCUGAAUGGGAAAAUCUCCCUCUUCCGAGGCGAUAUUACGAAGUUGGAGGUUGACGCGAUUGUCAAUGCUGCUAACAGUUCCCUGCUGGGAGGAGGCGGCGUGGACGGAUGCAUCCAUCGCGCCGCAGGGCCUUUGCUGAAAGAGGAAUGCCGGACUCUGAAUGGCUGUGAGACUGGAAAAGCCAAGAUCACCUGUGGGUACCGUCUCCCAGCUAAAUUUGUCAUUCACACUGUCGGGCCCAUUGCUCAGGGGGACCCCAGUGCCUCACAGCAGACCGAACUCAGCAACUGCUACAAGAACAGCUUGAAAGUCGCCCUGGAGAACAAGCUGCAAACAGUGGCCUUUCCCUGCAUUUCCACUGGUGUGUUUGGCUACCCAAAUGAUGCUGCGGCCGAGGUUGUCCUUAACACGUUGCAUGUGUGGUUAGAAGGCAAUAAGGACAAGGUCGGGCGACUCAUCGUCUGCGUCUUCCUGGAGAAGGACGACGAAAUCUACAAGGAGAAGCUGCCCCGGUUCUUUCCCAUCGCCUGACCCCACGCUUUUCAUGCUCUGAAGGGGCAGAUUCCUGCGGGGAAAGCCCGUCCUCAGGGCUCUGAGGUUCUUCAUGCGAAUCCUCCCACUCCUCUACUGAAGGAGAUGCCCAGUCAUUUCAAAGGGGGAGAGCCAGAAGAAACACCCACCCUUCCCCAGGCACAAUCAGCCGCAUUCCGGAAUAAACAUGUAAACACAA